This is a messenger RNA of Pseudozyma hubeiensis SY62, 873 nucleotides long. Its product is annotated as metalloprotease. The transcript has a single exon. Bases 1 to 873 code for a protein of 290 amino acids. Lineage: Eukaryota; Fungi; Basidiomycota; Ustilaginomycetes; Ustilaginales; Ustilaginaceae. Gene Ontology annotation, molecular function: metallopeptidase activity. The record is from RefSeq and is a predicted model, not a curated record.
AUGCAGUUCAAGACACUUGCCCUUUACAUCGGUGUCGCGCUUGCGGUGGCGGCACCCGCCGCCAUGGCGGCCCCUUCCGAAGUCAAGCUGUGUGGCAGUCACGAAACUGCGCCCACCUCGGUCGAGCAGGCGUUGGGCAACAAGAUUGCUGCUCAGCGUGCUGCAGGCUCCUCGAGCUCGCUUUCCAAGUCCUCGGCUGCUGCGGCGGCCGUCUCGGCCAACAUCCCCGUGUACUACCACCUGAUUACGGACGGCUCGAGCAGCGGAAGGAUCUCUACGAGCGCCAUCAACAGCCAGAUUUCGAUCCUCAACGACAACUUUUCGGGUACAGGGCUGAGUUUCUACCUUGCCAGCACCGACACCACCGUCAACUCUGACUGGUUUAACAACGUCAACCAAGGCACAUCGCAGGAGAGAGCCAUGAAGUCUGCUCUUCGCAAAGGUGGCUCCAACGCACUCAACGUCUACACCGUCAGCUUCGGCAGCUCCGGUUUGCUAGGCUAUGCCACCUUCCCAUGGAACUAUCGUUCCAACCCCACCAACGACGGUAUCGUGCUCGACUGGAACACCUACCCCGGAGGACCCAUCACAAACUAUCAGGAAGGAAAGACGUUGGUGCACGAGAUCGGUCACUGGGUAGGUCUCUACCACGUCUUCCAGGGAGGCUGCUCCGGCAGCGGCGACUACGUCGACGACACUCCUCCGCAGUCCACUGUCACCAGAGGUUGCCCUUCGAGCCAGGACUCGUGCUCUGGUGGCGGCGUGGACAGCAUCCACUCGCACAUGGACUAUUCUUACGAUUCUUGCCGAUACCUGUGGACUAACGGUCAGAUUGCUCGUAUGGGUGCCGCUGUGGACGCCUACCGUAUCUGA